ACCUUCUCUCUUGCCUGCAAUCAUCGCCUUUGUUUCCUGGGAAAAAUUCCAGAAGGAAUAACAGCUGAGAAACUGUUAAACAACAUCAUGGAAACAAUUUCAGAUAGUGUACCAAAGCCAAGAUCUGGUGCAUUCUUUGAAGAGGACAAAUCAAGAGCUGUUAGUGAUAAAUUGAAUAGGCUGUUUGGGCGACAGAAGCCUGUACACCAUGUUCUUGGGGGAGGCAAAUUGGCUGAUGUGCUACUAUGGAGGAACAAGAAAAUCUCAGCCAGUGUUUUGGCUUCUGCUACAAUUAUGUGGAUGUUGUUUGAAUGGCUUGACUAUCACCUCCUUACAUUUGUUUGCUUUGCUUUGAUUCUAGGAAUGUUUAUACAGUUUCUCUGGACUCAUACUUCAGGCCUGGUGACCAGGUCUCCAUCACAAGUUCCACGUAUUGUUUUGCUAAAAGAAGUGUUUGUCGGCAUAGCAAAGACCGUAGGGGCUGAAGUCAACCGUGGUUUGGGCUUCCUUCAAAACGUCGCCUGUGGUGGAACUCCCAAGCACUUCCUAGUUGCUGUGACAAGCUUGCUGGCAGCUGCUAUCAUUGGAAGCUGGUGCAACUUUCUGACUGUUGUGUACAUUGGUUUUGUUGGGGCCCACACACUGCCAGUGCUCUAUGAAAGAUAUGAGGGAAAACU
Molecule: messenger RNA, 677 nt
Organism: Cuscuta europaea
Lineage: Eukaryota; Viridiplantae; Streptophyta; Magnoliopsida; Solanales; Convolvulaceae
Source: the annotation of a GenBank genome assembly